Molecule: messenger RNA, 5792 nt
Organism: Bacillus rossius redtenbacheri
Lineage: Eukaryota; Metazoa; Arthropoda; Insecta; Phasmatodea; Bacillidae
Gene: kkv
Product: chitin synthase chs-2
Exons: 23
Coding region: 127-4833 (1568 amino acids)
Cellular component (GO): cell septum; cell periphery
Molecular function (GO): chitin synthase activity
Source: RefSeq, a predicted model, not a curated record
GAGGAAGGGUGCUUGUUAGUGCGCGAGUGCAGCGCGCAUGCGCUACCCACAAGUGCUCGGCAUGACAUCCCGGGGCAGCGCCUGACCACCACCUGCUGCCACCGCCAGAGAACUUCAGCGGUCGCCAUGACGGGAGUGCGAGCGAGCCCCGACGACAGCGACAACAACUUCUCCGAUGACGAAAGCACGCCUCUCUACGGGGGAAGCACCCGUACGGUGCAGGAGACGAAAGGAUGGGACGUGUUCCAAGACCCGCCGCCCACGCAGGACAGCGGCUCCAUGGCGAACCAGCGCUGCCUCGAGAUCACCGUCAAGAUGCUCAAGGUGGUCGCCUACCUCGUCACCUUCGUCAUCGUGCUGGGCUCGGGCGUCAUCGCCAAGGGCACCACGCUCUUCAUGACGUCUCAGCUGCGCAAAGACCGCGUACUGCCCUACUGCAACGUCGCGCUCGGCCGCGAGAAGCAGUUCAUCGUGGAGGUGCCCGAGGUGGAGCGCAUCGCGUGGAUGUGGUGCCUCGUGAUCGCGUUCGCGGUGCCCGAGGUUGGCACGGCCAUCCGCUCGCUGCGCAUCUGCUUCUUCAAGACCAGCGACAAGCCCUCCACCAAGGAGUUCCUCGUCGUGUUCUUCAUGGAGACCCUGCACACCGUGGGCAUGGCGCUGCUGGCCUUCGUGGUGCUGCCGGGCCUGGACGUCGUCAAAGGCGCCAUGCUCACCAACUGCGUGUGCUUCGUGCCGGGACUGCUGGGCAUGCUGACCCGCAACAACGACCACUCCAAGAGGUUCAUGAAGUGGAUCGUGGACCUGGCGGCGCUGACGGCGCAGGCGACGGGGCUGGUGGUCUGGCCGCUGCUGGAGGGCGGCAGCAGACCCGAGCUGUGGCUCGUCCCGGUCACGGUGCUGCUGGUGUCGUGCGGCUGGUGGGAGAACUACGUGCUCAUCCCGCGCGACUCGCACGCCGACUUCUGGCGCAAGCUGAGGAAGUUCAGCCAGCGACUGAAGGCCACCCGCUACUUCACCUACAUCUUCAUCUCGCUGUGGAAGCUGGUGUGCUUCUUCUGCUGCGUGCUGCUCAUCCUGUUCGUGAAGGACGAGAGCCUGCCCAACUUCUUCAGCCAGUUCAACACCGCCUUCUCGCAGCACACCAUCGUCGUCACCGAGAUCAAGCCGAUAGUGGCGGGCGUGGGGCUGCCGGACUUGUCGGACAUCACCCGCACAGGCGACACCGUGGAGAUGGAGUCUUGGGGCAACACCCCUGCCUACGUGCUCAUCAUCCAGAUAGCGGCCGCCUACCUGUGCUACGUGUUCGGAAAGUUCGCGUGCAAGAUCGUGAUCCAGGGCUUCAGCUACGCCUUCCCCGUGAACCUGACGAUCCCGGUGACCAUCUCGCUGCUGAUCACGGCGUGCGGGCUGCGCAACGGCGACCCCUGCUUCUUCCACGGCAUCGUGCCCGACUACCUGUUCUUCGAGCCGCCGCCCGUCUUCUACCUCAACGACUUCAUCACCAAGCAGCAAGCGUGGUUCUGGCUGCUGUGGCUGCUGUCGCAGACGUGGAUCACGCUGCACGUGUGGACGCCCAAGGCAGAGCGCCUGGCCGCCACGGAGAAGCUGUUCGUGCUGCCCAUGUACAACUCGCUGCUCAUCGACCAGUCGCUGGGGCUGAACCGGCGGCGCGACGACCAGUCGGGCAUCAAGAGCGAGGAGCUGGCCGAGAUCGGCAACGAGCACGACGACGACUACGAGAGCAUCUCGGGCCACUCGGCGUCCAACGCCGCGUCCAAGGUCAAGUCGUCGGACCACAUCACGCGCAUCUACGCGUGCGCCACCAUGUGGCACGAGACCCGCGAGGAGAUGAUGGAGAUGCUCAAGUCCAUCCUGCGGCUGGACGAGGACCAGUCGGCGCGCCGCGUGGCGCAGAAGUACCUGCGCGUCGUCGACCCCGACUACUACGAGUUCGAGACGCACAUCUUCUUCGACGACGCCUUCGAGCUGAGCGACGAGAGCGACGACGACAGCCAGGUGAACCGCUUCGUGAAGCUGCUGGUCGCGACCAUCGACGAGGCGGCGUCGCUGGUGCACGAGACGGAGAUCCACGUGAAGCCGCCCAAGAAGUUCCCCACGCCCUACGGCGGCCGCCUCACCUGGGUGCUGCCGGGCAAGACCAAGAUGAUCGCGCACCUCAAGGACAAGAGCAAGAUCCGCCACCGCAAGCGCUGGAGCCAGGUGAUGUACAUGUACUACCUGCUGGGGCACCGCCUCAUGGAGCUGCCCAUCCCGGUGGAGCGCAAGGAGGUGAUCGCACAGAACACCUACCUGCUGACCUUGGAUGGCGACAUCGACUUCCAUCCGCACGCCGUGCACCUGCUGGUCGACCUCAUGAAGAAGAACCCCAACCUGGGCGCCGCCUGCGGUCGUAUCCACCCCGUCGGUUCAGGUCCUAUGGUGUGGUACCAGGAGUUUGAGUACGCCAUCGGUCAUUGGCUGCAGAAGGCGACGGAGCACAUGAUUGGCUGUGUGAUGUGUAGCCCCGGCUGCUUCUCGCUGUUCCGCGGGAAGGCGCUCAUGGACGACAGCGUGAUGCGGAAGUACACGACCACCUCGCAGGAGGCCCGCCACUACGUGCAAUACGACCAAGGAGAGGACCGGUGGCUGUGCACAUUGCUGCUGCAACGAGGCUACCGCGUCGAGUACUCUGCCGCCAGCGACGCCUACACGCACUGUCCGGAGGGCUUCAACGAGUUCUACAACCAGCGGCGUCGCUGGGUGCCCUCCACCAUCGCCAACAUCAUGGACCUGCUCAUGGACUACAAGAAGACCAUCGAGAUCAACGACAACAUCUCCAUGCCGUACAUCAGCUACCAGAUUAUGUUGAUGGGUGGUACCAUUUUGGGUCCUGGCACGAUAUUUCUCAUGUUGGUGGGAGCCUUUGUCGCCGCCUUCCACAUAGACAACUGGACUAGCUUCCAAUACAACGUCAUUCCUAUAUUGCUCUUCAUGCUUGUGUGUUUCGUAUGCAAGUCUAACAUCCAGCUGCUGGUCGCGCAGAUACUGUCCACGGCGUACGCGCUCAUCAUGAUGGCGGUGAUCGUGGGCACGACGCUCCAACUCGGAGAGGACGGCAUCGGCUCGCCGUCCGCCAUCUUCCUCAUAGCGCUGUCGGGGUCCACCUUCAUAGCCGCCUGCCUGCACCCUCAGGAGUUCUUCUGCGUGUUCCACGGCUUCAUCUACCUGCUGUCCAUCCCCUCCAUGUACCUCCUGCUCAUCCUCUACUCCAUCAUCAACCUGAACGUCGUGUCGUGGGGCACCCGCGAGGUCGCCGUCAAGAAGUCCAAGAAGGAGCUGGUUCAGGAGCAGAAGGAGGCAGAGGAGGCCAAGAAGAAGGCCCGCCAGAAGUCGCUGCUGGGCUUCCUCCAGGGGUCGGGCGGAGACGGCGGCGAGGAGGGAUCCAUAGAGUUCUCGCUGGCAGGACUGUUCAAGGUCAUGUGCUGCCUGCAGCCCAAGUCGUUCAACGAGCAGCAGCAGCUUCUGCAGAUCGCCGACUCUUUGGAAGGCCUCAGCAAGAGGCUCGAGUCCAUCGAGAGGACCAUAGACCCUCACGGCCACCACCCGUCUCGGCGGAGGACCACGUCGAACAACAGCCGGGACCACCUGGGGUCUCUGCACGAGGACCCUGCCGAGGAGGACCAGAUACACGAUGACGACAGCGAGACUCUGACUACAGAGCCCCGGCAGGAGCGGGACGACAUGAUCAACCCCUACUGGAUGGAGGACAAGGACUUGAAGAAGGGCGAGGUGGACUACAUCUCCAGCGCGGAGGCUCAGUUCUGGAAGGACUUGCUGGAGAAGUACCUGCACCCCAUCGACGAGAACAAGGAGGAGAAGGCGAGAAUAGCGAACGACUUGCGAGAAUUGAGGGAUUCCUCAGUGUUUGGUUUCUUUAUGCUGAAUGCGCUGUUUGUUCUCAUCGUGUUCUUGCUCCAACUGAGCAAGGAUAAGAUUCACGUUAAGUGGCCGCUGGGAGUGAAAACCAACAUUACCUAUAACGAAGAAACCCAGGAGGUGCUCAUCAGCAAGGAGUACCUGCAGCUGGAGCCCAUCGGCCUGGUGUUCGUGUUCUUCUUCGCCCUCAUCCUGGUGAUCCAGUUCACGGCCAUGCUGUUCCAUCGCUUCGGCACCAUGUCGCACAUCCUGGCCUCCACGGAGCUCAACCUCUACUGCGGCAAGAAGGUUGAAGACACCUCCCAAGAUGCAAUAAUAGACAAGAACUUUGUGCAAAUAGUGAAGAACCUGCAGCGGUUGCGUGGCAUCGACAGCGACAAGGAUAACGACAUAGGCCAGGAGCGCGUGGACCGGCGCCGAACCAUCCAGCACCUGGAGAAAAACCGCCAGAAGAAGCGGCCAAUCGGGACGCUCGACGUCGCCUUCAAGCACCGCUUCUUCAACAUGAUGGCCAAGGGGGAGGAACCAGGCACGCCCGUGCUCGGCCGCAAGCUCACCCUGCGCAAGGAGACCAUCAAGGCCCUGGAGGUGCGCCGCAACUCGGUGAUGGCGGAGCGCCGCAAGUCGCAGAUGAAGACGCUGGGGGCCAGCAACGUUCCGGCCGCGCUGCCGGCCGGCAACGGCAAUGGCGCGGUGGUUCCGCCGCACAGCAAGCGCAGCUCCACGGCGGGGCUGUUCGAUCGGCUGGGCGCCGGCCACGUCAACCACUCCUUCGAGUCGGACGACGACCCCGGCGCCACCGUCAACUCCAUCCGCCUGCAGAACAUGACGCGCAACAACGUCAGCUGGCAGGACCCCGAGGCCAGCCGCCGGAACUCCGUGAACCACAGGCUGUGAGGCGACGUCGCUGCUCCCCGAGGCUCGGGACUCGCUCGGCGCUCCUGUGAUUUGCAAACAAGCACUUGCUACGCUUCAGUGCGUUUUCAAGCACUCUGAAACUUUUUAGGUUUUUUCGCAAUAAGAAAACUGUUCCAUUUCUACGUAAAAAUUUACUGUCCGACUUAAAACCAUCGAAAUUAAAUUUGGACGUCAUCACUACACAGGUGUCGGAAGUCAUGUUUAAAUGGCUCAUGUUCCUGUUUCUCGAAGUAAAAAAAUUACUGUCAUUAAAAAAUUUUGUAAAAUAAAAAUAUGUAUCUUACUUAAUGUGUGUAGAUAAAUGCUAGAAUUCAGUUUUAUUACACACAAAAAGGCCAACAGUUUUUUUAAUAUAAUUAUAUUUAUUUUGUAGCAACUGCAAUGAACUGUCUUCCUACCAGACAGAAAAAAAACAUCACGUUAUAAAUUUGUGAUUUCAUUGAUUCCUAUUUGAUGAAAGUGAGAUUUUUUAAUAGUUUAUGUAUUUACAUAUUUCAUUUUUAUAUUAAGUUUUUCCAUAGCAUGACUAACCUCUGUAUUUUAUUUCCAUUGCUUGCUGCUUUUUCAUUCCUGGAAUAUUGAGUGACACCAUAUACAUUAUGUACAAACAAAGUGUAUAAUUUUUGCCAGUGAUAAUAACUACAUACAUGUUUUACUCUCAGUGCACUACUAAAAUGUCACUGAAUUUAAAACAAUUUUUUUUUUAAACAAACAAGAUUCAAAUAUUUUCAACCUAUGAUGUGAUAGUAACAUAUUUUAGUUUUUAUACUUGAUAUUUUUAAGGCAAAAACAAAUCAUUUCUCACAAAAAAAUGUCUUCAUGUGUUAUUUGAUUGAUGAUUAAAAUGAUUAUAUAUUAUUAUCCAAAUGAAUUAUUUUGUGGUUGUGUUGUUGCUCAUUUUCUUUUCCUUUCAUCCUUUACAAACAUAAACUUGACAA